AUGCCAGAACGAAAUGAACAGGUUAAGGAAAGUAAUGGUCCCAUAAACGAUUUAUCCAUUGGAAGUACUAGCGAGGAUGAGAACCCGAAGAUAAAUAAUAGCGAUGGGAUCAACAAGGAAAAGAAGAAAAAAAAAAAAUUAUCGAAUGGGGAUAUCAAUGUAGGAGAAAAAAAAAAAAAGGAGGAAGUCAACGUGAAUAACCACGUAGAGGAUGACAAACAGGAAUCACACAACGGCGACAUUUACGAGGAGGAAGACAAAACCAACAUAACAAAUGAUGAUAAUUAUUCCGAAGAAGAUAAAACUGUAGACAGGACCAGAAGUAAAAGCAGAAGUCUAGAUACAAAUAACGAAGGUGCAGAUGAUAUAGAUAAAUUUAGGAAUUGGAAUAAUAAUGGAUACAAGAAAAAGAAAAGCAUUGACGAAAUAAACGGAAAGGGAGAAAAUGGGGAAGAUCAAAAUCUGAUAAAAAAUAACCAAAAGAUAGAAUGUAGGAGGAGGAAAAGUAGUAGUAAGGAAAUCAAAUGUUACAAAGAUUUAAAAUAUCUGAAGGAUUAUGCUAAUUUAAAAAGUACAAACAACAGAUUUACAAAUUUUAUGCGAUUUUAUGGAUACAGGGGAAUACCCAAUAAUGGAAGUAAAAGUAGAAUGUCCAUAUCGAGCCAGAAUAGCAAUAACAAUAAUGCAAAUUUGAAAAGUCAUGAACACAAUAAAGAUACCUUCAAAGUGAGAUUAAUCUCAACCAUCAUACUCAUAUUUUUAUGCUUGCUCACAGUGGCAGCUGGACACUUUUACUGUUCUGUUCUAGUGCUAGUACUCGUAACCGUUGUGUAUAGAGAAAUCAUAUCUUUGAAGAGCGUAGAAAACAAGGACAAAAAAUUGCCAGAAAUUUUUUACAUAAGAUGGUACUGGUUUGUCUUAACCAUAUUGACAUGGGGUAUACCGUGGAUUAUUCCCAAAUUGAAACAUCAAAUAGGACUCUUUAAGUACAUAUUAAAAUAUCACUCUAUAAUUAUGUUCACAUCAGCAUUUUUUGGAUUAGUAUGGUUUAUACUAUCUCUAAGAAAGUUUUCUUUAAGAUAUCAGUUUUCUCAGAUAGGUAUCAUACUAUUAUCAUCCCUAUUUAUCGUAACACAAUCAUUAAUGCACAUUGCAAAUAUUUACUCGGGGUUAAUUUGGUUUGUAGUGCCCGUAACGUCAGUUGUGGUAAAUGAUAUUUUUGCCUACGUAUUUGGGGUCCUCUUUGGAAGAACAAGAUUGAUCGCAUUAUCCCCAAAGAAGACAGUCGAAGGAUUUAUUGGGUCAUCUGUUAUAACCGUUUUGUAUAGCCUAGGUGCAACGUACGUUUUACAAAACUAUAAAUUCUUUGUUUGUCCUCAAAGUCACAUUUCCCUUAUACCGUUUUAUACGCUGUAUACGACCGACUGUGAAAGUAGUUCCAUUUUCAAGCCAAAAUAUUACACCCUACCAAGUCAGUUAUCCUCCUUACUAUCUAUCAAUAAGAUAUAUUACACCAACAUGGUUUUUCACGGAUUAGUUUUGAGCCUCUUUGCCGCGUUUUUGGCACCCUUUGGUGGCUUCCUUGCAUCAGGUUUUAAGAGAGCACUAAAAAUUAAAGAUUUUGGACAUUCCAUUCCAGGACAUGGUGGUGCUACCGAUAGAUUUGAUUGUCAAAUUUUUAUUGGUAUGUUCACCUACAUCUAUUUGAAAACAUUUGUUAAGAUUAAAGGGGGGAUUAAUUAUUCCUAUGACGUCCUUAUCGACUCAAUACAGAAAUUGGAUCAUAAGGAAGUUCUUCGCCUUUUUAAUCAGCUAAAAAAUAUGAUAGACAAGAAGAGGAGGAAAAACAGCGACAAGAAGAAGGACCAACAAAACAAGCACCAUUCCAAGGAUGACAAGUGCAACGGCAACAACAGGCAGCCUGUGAGCUAG
Molecule: messenger RNA, 1932 nt
Organism: Plasmodium fragile
Lineage: Eukaryota; Apicomplexa; Aconoidasida; Haemosporida; Plasmodiidae
Exons: 1
Coding region: 1-1932 (643 amino acids)
Cellular component (GO): endoplasmic reticulum membrane
Molecular function (GO): phosphatidate cytidylyltransferase activity
Source: RefSeq, a predicted model, not a curated record